AUGGGGCCCCCGGGCAAUAGGGGAUCAUGGGGCCCCUGUGUCCUUGCCAAAACUCAAAAAAGCCUAUGAAAAAGGAUGGCGAACCUCUUUAAGUUUAAAAUUUCAAACUUUAAAAGAAAAAAGAAAAAAUAGGCACUCACCCGUCCAGGGGUCCAGCGCCAAAUGAGCUGGAACCAGGGGCGGACUGACAACUCAUGGGGCACCCGGGCAAUAGGGGAUCAUGGGGCCCCUGUGUCCUUGCCCAAACUCAAAAAAGCCUAUGAAAAAGGAACCAGGGGCAUCUCAUGGGGCCCCCUACUGACCCUGGGCCCUCAGGCAGUGCCCGAGUUUCCAAAUGGUUAGUCCGCCCCAGGCUGGAACACAUCCAAA
Staurois parvus is the source of this 369-nucleotide messenger RNA. Lineage: Eukaryota; Metazoa; Chordata; Amphibia; Anura; Ranidae. The record is from the annotation of a GenBank genome assembly.